UCUGUCAGCAAACGGAGAGCAUCGACAAACAAACACCAGCCCUAGUUCGUGCUCGCACAUAAAAUAGCACAGGACUUGGCUUUCAUCCUCCGGGAGAAUGCUGCGCAUUCGGCUUUCUCUUUCCACUUCGUAUCUAUAACACAAUGACCGAAACCCCACUCCCCACGACAAUCAACACAGGCGACCGGCGGUCCUGGGGCCUGGGCAUCACUCUGGCCAGCACUCCGACCGCUCCCGCCAAGCCGCAAAUCCACGAGGACACGGUGCGCCUCAGCUCAACCUCAGAGCUUGCCAGCCAGCCGUCGCUCAUCCAGCGGCUGACCACGGGACUCUACACGCUGCUGUCAUCCGGCAGCCCCACCGAACUACGGCCCAAGACGCAGAUCGAGGACAUGCUCGAAACCUACUACCAGUCGCAGGGCCGCGCCGUGCCCCACUGGGUCAACAGCCCGCCCGCCGACCCACCGCUGGACACUGCCAGGGAAAGCCGGGCAUAUCGUGCCAGCCACCGCAUGUCGCGCUUUCUCGGCCUGCCAAACAGGACGCCGGUGGAGACGCCGACCCUGCGCGCUGUGGAGUCGCCCGAGUCGCCCAAACCCGAUAGCGCAUUCGACUCGCCAGCCGCAGCUAACGAGCCGCCGCGCAUUCCGCGCACCGACAGCGGGCUGCUAUCGUUCACUGGCGAGCCGCUGCAAAUACCGGCUACCCAGACCACCGGGAUUCUGCCAAGGGCUUCGCCAACACUGGCGCGGCAGCUGAGCCAGCGCCUGCGGUCGCCGCUGGCGCACAUGCGUCACACACCGUCGGCGGAGCCCCGGCGGCUGCCCGACUCCUUGAUGGGCACGCCGCCCAUCAGCGACAGCACCAGCAUUUCCAGCACUGCGUCCUCGCGACGCACGGUCCGGAGUCUGUUCCGCCGGCUGAAACACCGCUGAGGGAUUUAUUUGAGCACGAUGGGAGAGAAAAAUACACAAGAGCGGUCCCCGUGGUUCUAAAAGAUAAUGUCGUCGUCCACCUGCUCCGCCAGCAGAUUGCGGCCAGCGCCGUGCAGCUCGCCG
Molecule: messenger RNA, 1058 nt
Organism: Linderina pennispora
Lineage: Eukaryota; Fungi; Kickxellomycota; Kickxellomycetes; Kickxellales; Kickxellaceae
Exons: 1
Coding region: 144-935 (263 amino acids)
Source: RefSeq, a predicted model, not a curated record